This is a messenger RNA of Adelges cooleyi (spruce gall adelgid), 2324 nucleotides long. RefSeq names its product schwannomin-interacting protein 1 (gene Schip1). Lineage: Eukaryota; Metazoa; Arthropoda; Insecta; Hemiptera; Adelgidae. The transcript has 6 exons. Gene Ontology annotation, cellular component: plasma membrane; cell junction. Gene Ontology annotation, biological process: positive regulation of hippo signaling. The coding region runs from base 504 to 1418 and encodes 304 amino acids. The record is from RefSeq and is a predicted model, not a curated record.
UCAUAAGAGCUAGUGUAAUUUUUUAUUUAAGUUACCCUUCUGGUGAUUCCGAUUUUUGUGCAUGCAGCCGUUAGCGUCUGCGCCUUUACAACACUAUCACCUUAUAUUAUGUAUAGAUAUUAUCCCGUGUAGAAAAUAAUCGAUAACCCCUUUUUGUACAACGUCAUAAUGUUAUACAGAUACGAGACGGCUUUAAGUUUCUUUAAUAGCAGUAUAGUUUUUCAAAUUCGCUCAUGGUAACAUUCUAUUCGCUAUAGUUUCAUAAAAACCUAAAACGUUUCAGAGGCAAACUACCCUCAAGACAAACUACCCACUGCAAGUUGAUUCGAUAAUUUAUCAGAUACAAUAAUCAACAUAGUAUUUUUGAUAAAAAUGUUAUUAUAAUGAACUUGUGAAAAUUUAAACGUUUAUUAUUUAUUUUAAGCCCCUCAAGUUAAAAAUAUUAUUCUUAAUGAGACAACCCUAAAGUGUAACUACAGAUUACUAUCUUAACAGUGUUAACAAUGUCUGAACAUUCAUCGCUAGUUGCAACAUUCAAAGAAAAGUUACGACCGAAGUAUUAUGGAAAAUCCAGUUCUAACAAUUGUUACAUUAAAGAAAAUGUAUACUUCAAUGGGAUAGCCCUUAAGGAAUCACUACUUCAAGACAACGAGUACCCAGAUACACAGAAACGCAUAUUAUCAAACCGCGAUACUAAAAAUUAUGCUAACAACAACAGGUGCUAUGAAAUAGAGACAGGUUGUUUUAUUUACCAAAAUCCUACCAGUUCUGAUGAUUAUGACAUUAUUAACAAAUUUGCGGAUAUAUCUAUGCCCAGUGAGUUUGGCGUUGAUAGCAAUGGUGGUCGUGAAGUAGAUACUCAGUCAAGUAAAAUGAUAAAUGACCGGGAAGAGAUUCGUAAACGCUUGGUAAAUGGCUAUCAAGUAUACAACACUAGCCAAACAACAAAGAAAUCAAGUUUAGAAUCCCGCCUACAAAAUGGAUCAAAUCUUCAGUUGUGUUUCGUAAAUGAUCAAUCUUCAGAUUCAGAAUUACCAUCAAAUGACAGUGGAGCAGGUGAUAAAGAAGAAAACAUUAAAUCGGAUUUAAAAAAUGGUCUGAAUCAAGCAAAAAUACGGGCUAGAGCACACAUGAUGUCAGAUCAUCGUAACUGCAUAAUUUCAACUGUAAUCAAAGAUAGUCUCAUUAAGGUUGGUGCAAAAUUGGAUAAUGAUAGAAGACGAGUUAGCCGCCAUUUUUUGAUGCGUUUAAAUCUAGCGCAACUUCAAGUGAUUGUAAAUGAUUUACAUUCUUACAUCGAAUAUUUAAAUGAAAGCCUUGUAAACUUAUUGUUGGAAAGAGAUGAGCUACACAUGGCCAAAGACUCUAUGUUAGUGGAUAUUGAAGAUUUGAAACACACUGCACGUGAAUCAUACUGAUGAAAAUAUUUUUCGUUUUCAUAAAAUUGUUUUUAUUUUUAUAAGUAUAUAUGCUAUUUAAACAUAUUUCAUUUAAGAACUAAUUGUAGUGUCAGAUAUGUAUCCUAAAAACUACCCUUUAUUGCUAUUACUAUAAUUUUUUUAAGUUUAUUGUAGUAAAAAUACGUCUUUUUUUUCAUUAAUUUUCAUGUUAAACAAUGUUUUAAAUGUAUGUGUUUUAACUUCUAAAUUAUUAAGGAUCUCAAACAUUUUUUUUACAGCUUAAUGUCAUCUUUAUUAUGUCAUAAUUUUUUUUUCAACUACAAAAUUAUCUUUAAUAUUUCUUUAUUAAGCAUUACUAUUAUUUUGUAAAACAAUUAUAUAACUCAAAUUAGAAUGGUUAUAUAUAUAUCAACUAUAAGUUGAUCAUUAGGUAGAAACAGUCUAUAUAUUUAUAAAAACAUAUAUACUUUGCUGUAGUACUACUAAGUAUUAUUUAUAUAUAUAAGCAUUCCAAUAAGCAAAAGAAAAUUUAAUUAGUUUAUACAGCAAAUAAAUCAUUAAAUUUGUCUGUUCAAUGACAAAUCCCAUUUUGAAAUGUACAAACAUUUAAGUUAUGCCUUAUGAUUGAUUGAUUAUCCAUCAUAAACGUUUAAUUACUUAUGCUACAAAAUAUAUUUAUUUAUCUUACAAUAAAUAUUUUACUACUAAUCCAGUAUUAUAAUUAAAAGUCUUAUAAACUUGUUUAUUUUCAAGUGUUACAUUAUAUAGAGUAAGGCAUACCAUAGUUAGUUGCAAAAUAUCCUAGAUUUUACUGUAAACUAGCCAUACCAGGAACCUGUUACAUUAAAUAUAUAUGCUUGUACUAGAAUAGCAAUUGCUUGUCAACUGAAAUAUCAUUGUUAUUAUAUUAAAUACAACCAAUUU